Hibiscus syriacus is the source of this 481-nucleotide messenger RNA. Its product is annotated as organ-specific protein P4-like. The transcript has 2 exons. Bases 80 to 379 code for a protein of 99 amino acids. The record is from RefSeq and is a predicted model, not a curated record. Lineage: Eukaryota; Viridiplantae; Streptophyta; Magnoliopsida; Malvales; Malvaceae.
UAAAUGGUUGGUCAGUCUUGAGCAGCUUACAAUGUACAAAAUAGUAAAAACCUAACCCUUGUUUUUCAACUGCCUAGAUAUGAAGACUUUCUUCUCUUUCAUCAUCUUCUGCUUUCUGCUCCUGUUUGUGCAUCUCAGCCAUGCAAGAAAAGAACCAGGGGAGUACUGGAGAAGUGUGAUGAAAGAUGAACCAAUGCCCGAAGCAAUCAAAGGGCUAAUACAUGAAGAUCCGAAAGGUUCGGCCAUGGAUUCCGGCAAGAAAAUGAAACAGCUCGUCAGAGAUUUCGACAGUCGGCAUAGCCUUAUAAUAUACCACAACAGCCCCGAGUCUAAGCAACAGGACAAGACAUAUGCCAAGAAAUCUGAUAUAAAGAACUAGACAGAACAAGUAUUUGUCUGAUCCAGCUGGUAGUCUGCUUGGUUGUUGUGAUUAGAAUUUUAGAGCAAUCGAAAACACUAGCUGUUUCUAUGUGGGACUAAA